UGCGAACCAAAACUUCUUCUUGUUUUCCUCCCUUAUUGUUGGUGCAAGAGUUGAGAUAUUGAUGAGCUGAUCGUGUAUAUCGUAUAUCCAGAUUAAUCAUCCCUCGUGUCACCGUCUCGUUGUACAUGAUACUCGUUGGUCUUUGUUAGAAACAAGAAAAUUUAUUACUUCGAACCUCUCCACUGUUGCUCUUUGCGCAAUCGUUCCUCGCGAUGACGACCAAGGACGGUCCAAAGCUGCCCAAGCAGCAACUGGCGAUUCUGGGUAAGUCUUAGUAUUUCAUCAUUUCACGGAUACCUGUAAAAGACCUUGAAACACCCUUGUUGUGUUUUCACCUGCUUGGUAUCAAGAUGUCAAUAUACGAGCAUGGUUCACGAUCCGAACACCAUGAGCCUCAACCCAGUACCGAGUCAUUCUCGUUCCCCAUCAUUCCCGUGCGAAAGUGUGCUCCUAUAUAUAUAAUAUUUGAUAGAGCGUUUCUCAUCAACAACAGAGGCACUAUAACAUGAAAAUACACAUAGCCCAUAGAGACAUCAUGGUCCAGUCCAGGUAUCCCGCUCCAUCCGAUCUCCGCUGACCUAUCAAUAGCCAUGGCCAGAAUUGCCGAACCCAUGGCCUACAGCUCAGUCUUCCCAUAUCUGCCCAGCAUGGUUAGCAGCUUUGGUGUUCCUACCAACAAGGUUGGAAGUUGGGUAGGACUCACAUCUGGAGUCUUCUCCAUAGCACAAAGUACCACUGCAGUGGCUUGGGGAAAGGCUUCCGAUAUUUAUGGUCGGAAACCGAUAAUCAUUUUUGGCCUUAUGAGUUCAAUGAUCUGCUUCAUAGUAUGGGGCAUGUCUACAAAUUUACCUAUGGCUAUCAUUGUCCGAGCCAUUAUGGGAGGUGGAAACGGGAAUGUCGGUAUCAUCAGAACAGUGGUUGCCGAGCUGGUACCUGAGAGGGAACUUCAGCCAAGAGCAUUCUCCAUUAUGCCUAUCGUUUGGAGUCUGGGUUCCAUCAUCGGACCUAGUUUCGGAGGUCUCUUCGCUGAGCCUGCAGAACAAUAUCCCCAAAUCUUUGGCCAUAUCGAGUUCUUCAAGCGCUUUCCCUUUGCGCUACCUAAUCUGAUUCUCAUGGUUUUCUUUCUAUUCUCAGCUACCAUUGCAGCCCUGUUUCUCCAUGAAACACUUCCUAGCAAGCGAGGACACCGGGAUUGGGGUCUCCUGGUAGGCGAGCGUAUCACUCGCUCUUUCAAGACCACUCGUCCAGCACCCUCUACCCGUCGAGCUUCGUUUGUAGACGGCGAAGCUACUUCACCGCUUCUUCCUAACAAGACAGCACCAAAGAAGAAGACACACGAAGCUUCAGAACAUGCUAAGAAAGAACGCGUCAUUACCCGUGCAACAGCCAUGAACCUCUUGAUCUACACACUUCUCGCAUUCCAUUCCGUGGCUUAUGAUCAGAUCCUCAGUGUCUUCCUCAGACACCCAGUUGAAAAGCAUACUCCCGAGAAUACUUCAUUUCCAUUCUACUUCUCAGGAGGAUUUGGCAUGAAGCACAGUGAGGUUGGCACCAUAUACACCAUCUAUGGCAUCGUUUGUUGCGCUGUUCAGUUCCUCAUCUACCCUUCAAUCGUUGCUCGCUUCGGUGUUUUGCGUUGCUUUAGAGUCUGCUGUCUUCUGAUGCCACUUGCUUACUUCCUCACCCCUUACUGUGUUCUUUUCCCGACACACAAGGGCCGCAUGAUCGCUCUCAUGGGUGUUAUGUUCAUUAAGGCUGCUGGAAUCAUUGUCGCAUUCCCAUCUGUCACUAUCCUUCUGACAAACUCCUGCACUUCUCUCCGGGUACUUGGCACGCUCAAUGGUUAUGCCACAACCUUCAGUGGUCUAGGUCGUGCACUUGGUCCAGCUUCGACAGGUGCUCUUUUCACUUGGGGCGCCGAUCAUGGCUACGUUGUAACUGCAUGGUUCUUCCUCAUGUUCAUUGCUAUCCUAGGUGCUAUCCCGGCUUACCUCGUUGAAGAUGGAGAAGGCCCUUCCGCUUCCGUUUCAAGCUCAGCAGAGAACAGCGACACAGAAAACGACCAGGCUUCGUCUUCAUCGAGUACGAUAUUGUUGCCUGAAGAUUCCGCGAUUGCGUCUGAUUCUGAAGAGGAAGAGGAGCUGCCUUUGACCAAGACUAAGUCAAGGUCUGUAGAGCAAAGCUACGGAACUAUGACCGGACGAAAGUGAGGUAUCGAGGUAAUCACAGCACUUCGGUGACUUGCUUUCAAGGAUCCCAAGACUCCUCAUAUAAUAUAUCAUGUUUAGGGCAUAUCUUGGGAUAUCUUAGGAUAUUUUUAGGAUAUCCUUAGGACAUCCUUAGGGCAUAUUUAGGCCUGUGUGUCUCAGAUUCUGACUAGAUUGCCUUUUGUCAUAAAGUCAGAUGUGGUUAGAACUUUUACUGAAUGUGGGUUUUGCUUUUGGUUAUGGGAUGCUUGGGUGAGACUGCAUUUGUAUACACCUUGCAUAGGGGGCGUCAAAGCAUAAUGAGUAUGAUAAUGUCUCGCAUCUAAUGACGGAAGUGUUAGAUAGUAAAAGCGUUGUUUUUCUUGAUAUUGCUACCAAAUUGUAGUUUAUAUAAAUCUUAUCAUGAUGCCAUCCUUUCAAUCUUCGCCACCAUGAUGUAUUGAUGUCCCAUCCUGCACAUAGAAAAUUCAGCCUUUGGUAUAAUGAUAAUUUGAUACUUUUCCCACACGUUCGAAAAAGAAGCCUCGCAGCGCCUAUAUCACUGCUUGACGUUAUAUGAUAUUCCCUUGCCAUGCCCGUGAUGAUGCUUCCGUUAUCAACGCCCAUGUAAUGCCCACUGCCGCGCUGUAAAAAAGGGGGAAUCAUAUGUGUAAAGACCAAGCAAGCCCAUAAGAUAAUCUUGAGAUUAAAAAGAAAUAAGCAACCUCUCGCGGUUAAGUUUUGAUGUAAAUGGUGGUAAUGUGUGGUGAAGAAUGGAUAGUCAUGAUCAUCAUGACAUAUAAUAUCAGCAUUGCGGUCAUUUGAGACGCAUACCUGACUAAACGAACAAUACGUGGGCGACCUUCGAGGGUCACCUCCACGCUUAGUAAACGUAUGGUGAGAUUCCUCUCCGGACAUCGGGGGCUCUGUACCCCUCUCGCCCAUGUCGCUCCCAAUCUGUAUGAUUGAAAUGCGGUCGUGGAUGAAGCUCGGUUGGAUAGUGAGCAUCCCGCUCUCCAUCCUCCCAUCUCUCACUGCGCCAUGGCACCCUGUGGUGCUCGUCUGCACUUCGACUGCGCAUCUGGUGUUGAUCAUGCACGCAGGAGGGAUGUUCGCGGAAAUGUUCCAGAUCAGCGUCCAUCUCACUGAGUCGCAGGUAGCUAUGUCCAACCCAGCGGUCGAUCGUAUCUGCAAUCUGGCGGAAACCCUCGGUAUGACCGCCUUCGUGGCGGGCUUUGAGACCACAUACCACAAAGAGAUAGCUGUGGAUCAUCUCGUGUAAGAAUGUCGAGAUGAGAAGCCGCCGGUUGUACUUUGUAUCCUGGAGGAUAGGCGAUGAAAGUACAAUGAGUGUCUCGUAGCCUCCAUCACGGGAACGUCGUACCGCUGUGGUGCCAACAAUGUGCGCCUGAUACUGCGCGCUUGCAGGGUGACUCCAGUCCCAUGCGACACGACCAGCAAGACGGUUACAGAAGAAGAGUUCGUUUGCGGCAGAGAAGAUGCUGCGCAAUGCGUCGUUGUCCAAGGAGAAUUCGGCUGCGCGAGACUUUGGGUUGAUGAGCGCUCUGAGGAUACGGCCGUGGCGAGAGUCGGUGGUGCGAUGUCUUCGACGACUGGAACCAAAGUUGGCAACGUGAUCACGGACUAAACGUGCGGCAGCGAGGUCACUCAACAAUCCUGGGUCGUUUUCGUCGGCAGCGGGUGAUAGACUGGCGAGCGAUGGUUGAGUAGUAUCAGAUGAGAUGGAAAGACCAGAUGCUGUGCGUUCCAUAGCGCAUGCAUCGGCGACGGGAGCGGGUGCCGGAGCUGGACCGGAAGGGCCGAAUACAGGUCCCGGCCGGGAUUCGGGAGCUGGACCGAAGGCGGCAUCGAUAGAGGGGAAAUCGGGUCCUUCUGGGGUUGGUGAACGUUCGCGAAUGACGAGAAAUGAGAGGUUCUUGACGGGAGCUGAGUCAGGCCGAUGGAUCAAUGGAGGGUAAUUUUCAAUGUCUUGGUUGUAUAAGAAUUCGUCCUCAUGAUCGAAGGGUUGAUUGUGCGGAUAUGCUUUGCUAAUAAUGUGAACUCCAGAAUGGAAUGCCGGUUGUGGUUGUGGGUAAUAAGGCGAUGCAUGAUCUGAGGAAGCAUAGCCACUUGGUGCAGCCACAGCUGCAGAGAUGGGUGCAUUGUCGUAGGCGUCAUAAGGAAGCUCAUCGGCGAACCUGGUUCUUUUGGUAUCAAAAGUGAAGCCAUCGCCGCCUUCGGAGACGCUCACUCGCCUUUUACCACCCACAUAGUACGGACCCCGGCCAGUAGCAGUAGCGGUAGCGGCAACAGUAGCGGUAACACCAAGCGGACGACCCCCGUCAACCACCCAAAAGGCCAUGGGACAUGCUCAUCGACCUGAGCCGGGGGGUGGGUUUUGUUGGGAAUUGAUAAGCGUAGAGAGAGAGGAUCACAUAGGGGGUUACAGUCUGUGAUUCUCCGAGAAGCUUGGACGAUCUCGUGAUGAUUUUGCUGGUGAAAGAAGAGAGUUUUGAGUUGAGGGAUCGAUGUCGGUGAGUCCGAUGGACGGUCUUGGGUGGCGGUUUUGACGAGACGACGCGUGAGCAGUUGCAGUGCCAGUUGCAGCGCUGUCACAGUCGUAGUAGCAGUUAAUGAGGAGACGGAUGGGGGCGGUCGGGUAGGAAUUGGAUCCGAAGAAUGGAGAAGAGACAAGAAAGAGAAAAGAUAAAACAAAC
Fusarium odoratissimum NRRL 54006 is the source of this 4903-nucleotide messenger RNA. RefSeq lists its product as uncharacterized. The coding region runs from base 591 to 2210 and encodes 539 amino acids. Gene Ontology annotation, molecular function: transmembrane transporter activity. The record is from RefSeq and is a predicted model, not a curated record. NCBI's taxonomy places the organism in Eukaryota, Fungi, Ascomycota, Sordariomycetes, Hypocreales, Nectriaceae. The transcript has 4 exons. Gene Ontology annotation, biological process: transmembrane transport.